GAAUAUGGCGGAUUGAGUGAGCCUGUAACAGAGCAUAACUUUACAGCAACAUUUGUGCUCACUUGAGCCAUACUAUGAUCGCUAGCGCAUUGUGUCAUUUGCGAAUAUUUUUCAUGAGAUUCCAUGGACGUCGUAGAUUUAUUUCUUCAUCGUGUAUUCUCUUUCCCGGGCAAGGAGCUCAAUAUGUCGGAAUGUGCCAGCGCUUGGUAACAGAGAGUACGGUGUCGCAGCUUUUUGAGGUUGCUGAGAAAAGUUUGGGGUAUGACUUAUUGAACAUAUGUUUGCACGGUCCUGAGGAAGACUUGAAUAAGACAGUGCACUGCCAGCCUGCAAUUGUGGUGGCUUCUCUAGCUGCUUUACAGCAUGCGAAGGUCACAGGCGCAAAGGUUUGCCUUAAUGGAUCAGAUGAACCUAAUUCUAACGUGGUCACUGCUGGAUUUAGUGUUGGUGAGGUAUCUGCCUUGAUAUUCUCUGGAGCACUUUCCUUUGAAGAUGGCCUAAAAGUAGUCCAAGUGCGUGCUCAAGCCAUGCAGGAAGCUUCUGAUAAACACCCCAGUGGUUUGGUGUCCAUUUUGGCACCAGCAAACCUGGAUCUUCAUCUUCUUUGUGAUCAUGCAAAAGAGUGGUCUCGCAAAAGUGGCACAGAGGAACCAGUGGCUUGUGUGGCAAAUUAUCUUUUCCCUGGUGGCUGGGUAAUAGGAGGUGACAAGUCAUCUGUGAAGUAUAUUCUGGAAUUUGGAAAGGCUAAGCAUGGCAUCAAAAGAGCUCAGCUCAUUCCUGUAAGUGGUGCAUUUCAUACCAUACUGAUGAAGCCUGCCCAGGAACCUCUAAGGCAUGUGUUGGAUUCUAUCACUGUUCAAAUGCCCAGAUGCACAGUGUAUUCGGGAACAAGCUGUGGACCCUUUACUGAUGUGGAGCAGAUAAAAAGUUUACUUGUACAGCAACUCGUGGAGCCAGUUCACUGGAUGAAAACAAUCCAAAAUGUUAUCAAACAAAGGACAAACCCAGAAAAAAUAUUUGAAGUAGGCCCAGGAAAACAGUUAAAGGCUAUGAUUUCUCGUAUUGACAGAACACUGUUGGAUAAUUUUACCAACCUGGAGACAUAAACCAUAACACAAGUGACAAAAGGAUGUUUUGAAAUUCAGGAAAUUUAUUGUGCAAGUCUGGCCUUGAAUGAUCUUGACAGUGAAAACAUUGCACUUGGAUCCCUUUGUGACAUAACAAGAAUGGAACCUCUACCCGAGUUUGUACUUAACUGGAUAAAAGACACUACGGGCAUCCCUCCUUCAAAUAUUGGUUGAAACUACCAAGGAUUAAAAGACUAAAUAAUGAUGGCAAACGUUUCAGAUAUUUCUAAUGGUGACAGAAAUUUUAUUUAAAGUGCAACAUUCAAACAUGGCUUUAAGUGUUGCAUGAAAAUUUUGCAUGGUUAAUUUUCUGGGGAUUUUGCAGAUGGUCCUCAAUAAAUUCAAACUAAGGGAAAACUGCAACAGCAGCAAAAUAGACUGCAGGAAAAAUUCACCGCAUCCAGUGAAAUGAAAUAACUCUGUAUACAAAUCAAGUUUCAAUUCUUACUCUGUAUGUUUGCACUUUGCAAAAUAUCCAUCUCCAAAUUAUCAAUGUAUUUAGUAGAAAAUCUGAGUGAGUUACAUUGUUUCCUUGCAAAUGUUCAGCUUCUUGCAUUGAAAUUGCAAAAAUUAGCUCCAAGAAGAAACUUUAGCUAUCUUGAAUUGGGAACAUAUGUCCCUGUACAAAGUUCUUGAUACACUAAAUACAGAUCAAGGGAACAUACCUGAUAUAAAAUACAACAAACAAACAAUGGAGUGUGAGUCAAAGAAAAAAUUAUUAAAACUUCCUAUUCCAUAUAAUUUGCAAUUAGAGCUUUGGCUGAAAUGAGACCCAUUUGGUUUGUAAUUUAAGCAUGAAAACAGGUUACACAGCGAUUGUGUAAGAUUUAUCCCUAGGCUUGUUAACCUUACCAAUUCAUUUUAUCUUUUAAUCACCAGUGCAGGUGACGAACAAUGUCUUUAAAACCUUGGUGUGCAGACUGAACUUAAAGUUUCUGUACAAGCAUCUAGACAUAAAUGUCUUGAUACUGAACCUAGUGAUGUAACUGACAUAUCACAGUGUAAGACACAUACUCAGAGGGUUCCAUCAAGCAAAUGUAAUUAUGGGAGAAUAGACUGAAGUAAAAGUACAUUCUUUUUCUGUCUUAUCUGAAUUUAAAAAUAGCUCUGGGGAUAAAAUAAUUAAGCUGUAAAAUUCCUCUGUUUCUAGAUGUUUUUUUAAUUACAUUAAAUUUAAUUUAAUUGCACAGACCAGGAAAUCUUGGCUGAUUAUGUCAAGUUGGCUUACUCUUAAAACUUCCUAGUAAAUACAAUAAAAGUUCUCUGUGGUU
Molecule: messenger RNA, 2398 nt
Organism: Pocillopora verrucosa
Lineage: Eukaryota; Metazoa; Cnidaria; Anthozoa; Scleractinia; Pocilloporidae
Product: malonyl-CoA-acyl carrier protein transacylase, mitochondrial
Molecular function (GO): transferase activity
Source: RefSeq, a predicted model, not a curated record